AUUUCAUGGCUCGAUCAUCUGAACUCUUCUUCCUGCCUUAGCUGUGAGAUAGCAGAUGGUUUUUAAGCUACUGUAUGUCAGAACACAGGAAUGAAUCCACAGCACUUGAUGAAAUUCAUCCAGUUGGAGAAGAGGUCCAGUCUGACUCUGAGGAAGGUGAAAUGGCUCAGGAGUCUCCCAAAAAUUCAGCAGCUGAAAUUCCUGUGACGAGCAAUGGACAGCUGGAAGAUUCUCACGAGCACAGCUUUAAUAGGGACUUGAAACGUUCAUUACCAGCUGGACUUGGACUCUCUGAAACCAAAAUAACGUCUCAUGACUUUGACAGCACCAAAGAGGAAGUUGUUGAGGCAGGACCAUUUCCAGGGAAAGGUUCCUCAGCAUCACCCAAGUCAACUAUUAUAUCUGCCAGCAGUGCAGCAGCUAGCAGACUGGCUGGACAAGGUUGUGAUUUAAUUAUUCCCACAGGGGGUAGAGCUCAGCAGAAGAGUGGACCUGUUGUGUUAGCAGAUGAAGUAAAGAAUCCAGCAAUGGAGAAGUUGGAAUUGGUGAGAAAGUGGAGCCUAAAUACUUACAAGUGUACACGUCAGAUCAUCUCUGAAAAACUGGGUCGUGGCUCAAGAACAGUAGAUCUGGAAUUAGAAGCUCAAAUAGAUAUACUGAGAGAUAACAAAAAAAAGUAUGAAAAUAUCUUGAGACUGGCACAGACUCUGUCUACACAGCUCUUCCAGAUGGUACAUACCCAAAGGCAACUUGGAGAUGCUUUUGCUGACCUGAGUUUGAAAUCAUUGGAACUUCAUGAGGAGUUUGGCUACAAUGCAGAUACGCAGAAACUUCUAGCUAAAAAUGGAGAGACUCUUCUCGGGGCUAUUAACUUUUUUAUUGCCAGUGUGAAUACACUGGUGAAUAAAACAAUUGAGGAUACAUUAUUGACUGUGAAACAAUAUGAAAGUGCCAGGAUUGAAUAUGAUGCUUAUCGAACAGACCUGGAAGAACUUAAUCUUGGCCCUCGUGAUGCAAGCACUCUACCAAAGAUUGAGCAAUCACAACAGAUGUUUCAAGUGCAUAAAGAGAAGUAUGACAAAAUGCGCAAUGAUGUAUCUAUCAAAUUGAAAUUUCUGGAAGAAAAUAAGGUGAAGGUCUUGCACAAUCAACUUGUCCUGUUCCACAAUGCUAUUGCAGCGUACUUCGCUGGGAAUCAAAAGCAGCUUGAACAGACACUUAAACAGUUUCACAUCAAAUUGAAAACUCCUGGAGCAGAUGCUCCAUCCUGGCUUGAAGAACAGUAAUCAAAGAAGAGGACCCAAUGUUAACCUAAAGUCUUUAAUAAGAAUUAAGGGUUGGGGUUGGAGGACUGUUGUAGUGAUUCUUGCACAGAGAGCUUUAAUUUUUUUUUCCCUUUUAUGACAUUGUAAAACUGAAUUUGUUGGGAAAAUGGGUAACUUUAAGGUAACUAAACAUAAUUUCUAUCAUUUCAAAUACAGAGCACUCCUUUUGUACGUGAAGGCUGGUGGUUAAUUCUGUAGCUGGGAUGGGGGGAGAGGGAGGGAGGGGAAAAAAACCUACAUGGAUUUGCACUGACAAAUUAUGUUUGUGAUUUCUGGUCAUUUUGGUGGCUAGUCAGAAUAUUUCCAAAUGGAGAUUUAUGUGAUUUGUACCAACAUCUGGUAUUUUAUAGACAAAUAUAGAAAACAUCUUUAAUAAUUUUCUUAUGACUUUUAAAAAGGAGAGAGUUAAAUGAAUAUUUUGCAAAUUAAUAAUAUAAGGCUUGCAUGCAGUACAUGCGUAUAAGGCAGCAGUAGCGGUUGGCUCUGACUAGUGGAAUUGCAGCAGAUGCCUUUUAAAAAGAGGUACUUUUCCAUUAUAGAGAUAAAAAUCAACAACAACAAAAAAAAACCAACACUAAAGCAAGAAUCACUGUCAGUCUGAGGCUUCUAAGCACACAUCUUUGCUUUGCACCAAGUGGUUUGCUGAGUGAAGCCAACCAUAUGAUGUACUAAUCUCAUUUAAAAUUUUACUUUAUGGGAAAAGAAAAAACAACCAUACUAGCCUUAAAUCACAGAUAUGUGCCUUUUUAUAAGAUAAUAUUUUCAACCAGUGUACAUAAUGCAAAAACC
Messenger RNA from Meleagris gallopavo (turkey), 2114 nucleotides. RefSeq names its product ARF interacting protein 1 (gene ARFIP1). Lineage: Eukaryota; Metazoa; Chordata; Aves; Galliformes; Phasianidae. The record is from RefSeq and is a predicted model, not a curated record. Gene Ontology annotation, biological process: intracellular protein transport; regulation of Arp2/3 complex-mediated actin nucleation. Gene Ontology annotation, molecular function: protein domain specific binding; phospholipid binding. Gene Ontology annotation, cellular component: trans-Golgi network membrane.